Messenger RNA from Antechinus flavipes (yellow-footed antechinus), 954 nucleotides. RefSeq names its product olfactory receptor 52P1-like. The record is from RefSeq and is a predicted model, not a curated record. The coding region runs from base 1 to 954 and encodes 317 amino acids. NCBI's taxonomy places the organism in Eukaryota, Metazoa, Chordata, Mammalia, Dasyuromorphia, Dasyuridae. Gene Ontology annotation, biological process: G protein-coupled receptor signaling pathway. Gene Ontology annotation, cellular component: membrane. The transcript has a single exon. Gene Ontology annotation, molecular function: G protein-coupled receptor activity; olfactory receptor activity.
AUGAUAAAAAACACCACAGAACGCAGCUUCUCAGCUUUCUUCCUGGUGGGGAUUCCUGGCCUAGAGGCCUUUCACUACUGGCUGAGUAUUCCCGUGUUCCUCCUGUAUACUAUGACUCUACUGGGGAAUGCCCUCAUCAUCCUCACUGUCAAGCUGGAGCCUACUCUUCAUCACCCUAUGUUUUACUUUCUCUGUAUGCUGGGUCUCAAUGAUGUGGCCAUUGCUUCUGCCACAGCCCCCAAGAUGCUCAGCAUCUUUUGGCUGGAUGCUCACCUUAUUGCAUUUGAUGAGUGCCUGGCACAGAUGUACUUUAUCCAUACUUUCUGCAUCAUCGAGUCUGCCUUAUUGGUCUCCAUGGCCUUUGACCGAUAUGUGGCAAUCUGCUAUCCACUACACUAUACCACUAUUCUGACCAACCCUUUGGUCAUCAGGAUGGGAUUGGCUGGGGCUGCCAGGGCCAUUAUCAUGGUCCUUCCUUGUCCACUUCUCAUAUUAAGACUACCCUACUGUACCAAGUACAUCAUUAAACAUGCCUAUUGUGAGCACAUGGCCAUAGUUAAAUUGGCAUGUGCCAACACCCUCAUCAACCGAGCAUAUGGCAUCUGUGUUGCACUUUCUGUCAUGAUACUAGACCUAUCACUUAUAACCAUAUCCUACAUCAAAAUCCUCCAGGCAGUCUUCAGGUUAUCCUCUAAGGAUGCCCGCUCCAAAGCCCUGGGCACAUGUGCUGCACACGUUUCCACAAUUUUGGUCUCCUAUAUACCUGCCCUUUUUAGUUUCCUCACACAUCGUAUUGGCAAGAAAGUGCCUCCAUCCAUUCACAUCAUCAUUGCCAGCAUUUACCUUCUGGUACCUCCUGCAGUAAAUCCCUUAAUCUAUGGUGUGAAAACAAAACAGAUCCGUGAUCGAGUAAUGGAACUCUUCUGCCCAAACCCAAAGUAUGGGAAACACUAG